Molecule: messenger RNA, 2568 nt
Organism: Bufo gargarizans (Asiatic toad)
Lineage: Eukaryota; Metazoa; Chordata; Amphibia; Anura; Bufonidae
Gene: SH2B2
Product: SH2B adaptor protein 2
Exons: 11
Coding region: 119-2221 (700 amino acids)
Biological process (GO): antigen receptor-mediated signaling pathway; intracellular signal transduction
Cellular component (GO): plasma membrane
Molecular function (GO): transmembrane receptor protein tyrosine kinase adaptor activity
Source: RefSeq, a predicted model, not a curated record
AGUGUGACAGGGACAGUGGAGCAUGCUGACUACAAAGCCAGGGAUGUAAAUCCCCCUGCGCAUCGUGCACCAGCAAUGAUCCCCAUCGCAGGAUUUCUUAGAGAGGAAUGGAACAGCCAUGAAUGGUGAUGCACUUAAUCAAGACUCUUCCUCCCAGCUUCCUGACUGGAAGGAGUUCUGUGAGCUUCAUGCACAAGCCGCUGCAGUGGACUUUGCCCAGAAAUUCUGCCAGUUUUUAAAGGAGAACCCUCACUAUAAUGCUCCAGGAGCAGAGACAUCUUUCUCCCACCAUUUUGCUGCCAAUUUUUUAGAUUUCUUCAGUUUUGAGGUUAGCAGGGUAUAUGUAUCUGAUUCUCCAACAAAGUAUAACAUUGUACCCUUCGUAGGACUACAAAAUUGCCAGGUGCCUUUAGCAAGAGAUUUCGUCUCCAGGAAAGAGGAAACCUCCACAGAGUCAUUAGACAGCAUGGAAAAUACCAUGACAAAUAAAUAUUUAAGUCGGACUCAAGCCAGGGCCCACAAGGUGUCAUCCUAUGGACACUCCCGAAGCUCGGAGGAUGUUUCAGUACAUGCGAGCUCUAAGACAAAAUUUAAAAAAGGUUUUUCACUGAGGAAUAUGAGUCUGUGUGUGGUGGAUGGCAUGAAGGAAAUGUGGCAUAGGAAGUCCUCUCCAGAGCCUGGCAUAGACAAUGGGACAUUGAAACGCUCGGAACGUGAACAUUGCACAUCAGGCAACAAGGAGCAAGUGGAACCACGGGAAAAAUGGACUCACAAAUUACGACUGUCAAAAAUGCAAGCGGCUAAGAUAGAUGCUGUCGAAAUUCAGAGAGAAGGAACUCUCAGGUACAUGGUUGCUGAUGACACCAAUUGUGUUGGUAGCUCUCAGUGGCAAAAAUGUCGUUUGCUUUUGAGAAAAGCCAUGAAAAUGGAAGGAGAAAGAUUUCUUCUUGAAUUCUAUGUGCCUCCUAAGUCAUCUAAACCUAAAGUAAGCAUUCCUCUCUCUGCCAUUAUCGAGGUCCGCACCACAAUGCCAUUGGAGAUGCCUGACAAGGACAACACGUUUGUACUUAAGGUCCUCAAAGAAGAAGAAAGAAGACGAGCCGGGCUGCGCGAACAAGUUGAUGAGGUAGAAAACAGCGCAGAGUACAUUUUAGAAACAAUUGAUUCUCUUCAGAAACAUUCUUGGGUGGCUGACAUACACGACUGUAUAGAUCCCGGAGAUAGCGGAGAUGACAUCGAACUUUCUUCUUGUGAGCAGGGCGCAUGUCUGCCGAGUCGCGUCUCUUCAUGUAGCUGUGAGUUUCUUGCUGAAGAAAUCGAGACUCAUCAGACCAGGCAACAUUUUUCCAGUCUUCAACAGUCUAAUUUUGGAGCUUACCGACCGCUGGAAAUGUGUGGUCAGGAUGUCUCUACAAUAUCUGCUUUUCCUUAUCCUCCACCCGCGGCAACUCCUCAGGUCCGGAGCCGGGAGCAUGCUUCAGUAGACCACCUCAUACACGUCCCUCUAGAGACCUUCCUGCAGACCUUGGAGAGUCCUCCGUCUAACCAAGGAGCAGGGGAAGAAGCGGAGAAAGAUGCAGAAAUCAAUCUGUUAGAGUACCCUUGGUUCCAUGGGACACUGUCAAGAAUAAAAGCGGCUCAGCUUGUGCUCGCUAGUGGCACUCGGAGUCAUGGACUGUUUGUCAUCAGGCAAAGUGAAACGCGCCCAGGAGAGUAUGUGCUUACUUUCAACUUUCAAGGCAAAGCAAAGCACCUGCGAUUGUCUCUGAAUGAGAACGGUCAGUGUCAUGUACAGCACCUGUGGUUCCAGACCAUAUUUGAUAUGUUGAAACACUUUCACUCCCAUCCAAUACCGUUAGAGUCUGGCGGCUCGGCUGACAUCACUCUGCGCAGUUAUGUUGUUGCACAGAACCUAUCAUCUGAACCUGGACCCUCUGGUGUUGGUUUACAGCAACAAAGCUGCAGGACUGAUACUCAAUCCCAACACUACUUUUCUAAUUCUGGAGGAACAAGUGUUCCGCCUGUGACUCCUCCAGACAACUCCUCUUCCUCGGCACAUCCAGCAUAUCACAGAGUGGAAGGGACUCUUGGCGCCAGAAGCCGAAGCAACAGUGCAGAGCUAUUGCUAGAAUCAUCAAAUGGGAGCACGGAAGACUACCAUGAAACCGAUGGGUCUCGGAGUAGGACAAGGGCUGUGGAGAAUCAAUAUUCUUUUUACUGAAAAAUACCAUUUUAAGUCACAGCGCUAAUUCUUUUCCAGAUUUCUAACUUAAUUGCUGUUGCUGAUAAUUAUUAGUAAGCCAUUUGAUGUUAUAAAAAGCCAAAUCCAUAACAGAACCCAAACUGUAUUAGCAGAAAUGUGAGGACCUCAUGUCAUGAAAUCCAGGGGCAUUGGCUGCUAGUGAUCAAGUUCAAUUGUAAUCCAUUAAGUUUUGAAUGCAUUUGUUGUAAAUGGAAGCUGGUCAUACAUUUAAAAGCCAUCUGCCAAGAGAUUUGUACCUAGGACACCGGCUGGCCUGUUACAUGUGCACUUGGCAGCUGAAGACAUCUGUGUAAGUCCCAUGUUCA